UAUAUAUUAUCUUUAUCGAUUAUUUAACAGACUUAUUAUAGUUGUUGGAAUUUUUUGUAGAUCGUUGUAUGAUAAUAUCAUCUUACAUUUUGGUUUUAUUAUAUCCACAAGAAAGAUUCUACACUACUUACUAUAAUAAUCAUUUAUUAAAUUGAAAACUGCAAUUAUUUGUUUAUACAAUAUUAUUAAAUUUAUAUUUUUUCUAAUUCCGACGACAAAAUUUUAAUUUGUUUUAUAAGUAAAAUUUGCAAUGACUGCUGUUCCAAAGACUCUUAAACCCAAGGUCAAAUUAAAUAGAAGAAAGACCGUUGUAACUAGACUCGGUAAGACGAAAGUUGUUGGUCGGAAAUAUGCCAGUGUUCCCAAAGUACGUGAAAGUCUUAAGCCAGGCGCUGUUUUAAUUUUGCUGACUGGAAGCUACAAAGGCAAACGCGUUGUGUUGCUUAAGGUCUUGAAAAGCGGACUUCUAUUAGUCACUGGACCCUUCUCAUUUAAUGGCGUUCCUCUUAGGAGAGUAAAUUCUAGAUAUGUCAUUGCGACCUCAACUAACGUGUAUGAGUUUCCCGAGUAUGAUGGUUCCUCACUGAAGUCCUCAGUUGAAAGAGCAGUUUCAGACCUUACUGACGAAAGUUUCGGAAAGACAAAGGAGACUAAGCUUGCCGAGUUCAAGGACCGCAAGAAGAAAAACAAGAACAAGGACUCCAUGUUCGUUGACGAGCCAUCUGUUUCAGAGAAGUCCCCGGAACUUAUGGCCAAGCUUAAGGCUCUCCAGAGUAAGGUUGACGAUGUCCUAGUUCCUUCUCUUAAGAAGUCACAGCACUUGACUAAAUACCUCAAGUCAAGAUUUACACUAAGGAACAACAUGUAUCCACACCUACUCAAGUUUUAAUUUAUUUUGAGUACA
Messenger RNA from Theileria parva strain Muguga, 904 nucleotides. It is a transcript of the gene rpl6, whose product is annotated as Ribosomal protein L6e family protein. The transcript has a single exon. Gene Ontology annotation, cellular component: ribosome; cytosolic large ribosomal subunit. Bases 251 to 889 code for a protein of 212 amino acids. NCBI's taxonomy places the organism in Eukaryota, Apicomplexa, Aconoidasida, Piroplasmida, Theileriidae. Gene Ontology annotation, molecular function: RNA binding; structural constituent of ribosome. The record is from RefSeq and is a predicted model, not a curated record. Gene Ontology annotation, biological process: cytoplasmic translation; ribosomal large subunit assembly.